Molecule: messenger RNA, 708 nt
Organism: Linnemannia hyalina
Lineage: Eukaryota; Fungi; Mortierellomycota; Mortierellomycetes; Mortierellales; Mortierellaceae
Source: the annotation of a GenBank genome assembly
AUGCGCUCGAACAUGAAGAUCAUCCUUGCAGCUGUGCUGUUCGCCUUGAUCGCCAACUUGGCCAUGGCUGCAAAGCACACCACCACUACCACCACUACCCUUCACAAGAAGGCCACCACCACCACAAAGAAGGUCACCACCACCACAAAGAAGGCCACUACCACCACAAAGAAGGCCACCACUACCACUACCACCAAAAAGCCCACUACCACCGUUACCAAGGCAACCACUACAACCACAGCAAAGCCCACAGCUACUCCCACAAUGGGCCAAACCGCCGUGAUCCUCUCCGCAACGGACUACUGCAUCUUCCUCCCUCCCAAGUACGGCGGCGACAUUGCCGCUAACGAAGACCGCGCCGUCGCCUUCUGCACAAAGCCCAACCUCCCCGGCGCGCCCAACGCCCAAGUCCUCCCCGCUGGGUUCAUCAAGUCGUCCCACUACGUCGUCAACACCCAGAAGGGUUACGUCCAGAUCACGGGUCGCAUCGAUCGGUCCAAGUACGGUCUCUCGUCCAAGGAUGGCGGCGGACAGUAUGAUUUGAGAGCUCCAGUCGGGUCCAAGAUGAAUGGAUAUAAUUCGUUUGUCCAGUUGACUGAGCCUGAUGCGCAGAUCUUCUGUAUCCGUGCUUGCACAACAAAGGCUGAUUGCCCGGUUAACAAGUCGACCUAUGGAUGCGAAAAGGUCCUUGGCGGUGAUUACUCUUAA